CCACACUCCCAGUAAGUACAAGUACUUUUAAACGAGACAUGGAAAUGGCUGUGGAGCUUGAAGAUGAUCUGUUCUUUGCAGAUUUAAGCAAGCAAAUCUCUUUGCUUAUCAUGGACGAUGAUAAUGAUGAUGACCCUCUUAUCAGAUAUCCUUCAGUUUCUUUCCAGGGUUUCACCGGUGCAAAUCACCCAACAGCACAAUCUCCAUUUAUGCAAGAACAAAUGUUUAGAAGAGAAAGCAAAGGAACUGGAGUUUUUAUCCCAAAAUCAUCACAACAGCCAAGAAGGAAGCAUGGGGGAGGAAGAUACAGUUCUUCAUUGAGCUCCAAUCCCAACAGGCAGCUUCAUCAAACUACUACAACUAUGGCUUCUCAACCAUCUUUCAGCAACUCUUUUAAACCAAGGAAAGGCUGA
Messenger RNA from Hibiscus syriacus, 413 nucleotides. RefSeq lists its product as uncharacterized. The record is from RefSeq and is a predicted model, not a curated record. The transcript has 2 exons. The coding region runs from base 39 to 413 and encodes 124 amino acids. Lineage: Eukaryota; Viridiplantae; Streptophyta; Magnoliopsida; Malvales; Malvaceae.